AUGGCAGCAGCAGCAGAUGAUCAACAUGCUGUUCAGCUGAUUGACGAGCAAAAGCGGUUUCAUGAGAAAACCUUGACGUAUUUUAAACAAUGGGUAUCUGGUCGUGAUGUUGGGUUGGAUUAUCAUGUCAUUUCUGUGUUUGGUUCUCAGUCUAGUGGUAAAUCAACAUUGCUUAAUAUGUUGUUCAACACUUCUUUCGAUACUAUGGACGCUCAGUUUAAGAGACAGCAGACAACUAAGGGGAUUUGGUUAGCUCAUACAAGAAACGUUAAUACAGCUACAGUACAGACUGCCAAGGAAAAGGACCUUUUUGUGCUUGAUGUAGAAGGAUCUGAUGGUGCCGAAAGAGGCGAAGAUCAAGAUUUUGAGCGUAAAGCUGCUUUAUUCGCCAUUGCUGUUUCUGAGGUGCUAAUUGUCAACAUGUGGGAGCAGCAAAUUGGUCUAUAUCAAGGAAAUAAUAUGGCUCUUCUAAAGACUGUUUUCGAAGUGAACUUAUCACUAUUUGGCAAAAACAGGAAUGGGCACAAAAUACUAUUGCUAUUUGUUAUCAGAGAUCACGUUGGAAUAACGCCCCUAUCGAGUUUGAGUGAGUCUUUAGUCUCUGAACUAGAAAAGAUUUGGUCAGAGCUAAGCAAGCCUGCUGAAUGUGCCGAUGCCUCGUUGAAGGAUUUUUUCGACCUAGAGUUUGUCGGAUUAUCACACAAGCUGCUACAGCCAAAGGAGUUUGAACAAGAUGUCAAGAAAUUGGGAGAUCGAUUUGUUUUUGAGCAUAAUUCUCCUUUCUAUUUCAAGCCUACAUAUCAUCAUCGCUUACCCUUGGAUGGUUGGACGAUAUACGCCGAGAACUGUUGGGAACAAAUUGAGAACAACAAGGAUUUAGAUUUACCAACGCAACAAAUCCUUGUGUCACGGUUUAAAACGGAAGAAAUAGCGUCUGAAGCUUUGGCCAAUUUUAGAUCAGGAUAUCAGAAAGAAAUUGGCACCGCCAUUGAUGAUAAGGAGAAACUGAUCGCAGUUAUGCAGCAGCUGAAAACAAGAUGUUUAAAAGAGUACGACGAGCAGGCCUCAAGGUAUGCUGAGACUGAGUAUUUAGAGAAGAGGAAUGAGUUAGAGGGGGAAAUGGUCAAGGAUUUCACUGGAACGGCUAAGAUGUUCCUGGAAAAUUUGUCGAAGCUUCUAAUACAGACUUUGGAAAAAGAAGUAGGUGACAGGAAAAGUAACAGGUCGUUCGCAGAGAGGUCUGAGGCCUCUGAAACCGCAGUCAAAAAUCAAUUCCACGCUGCUGCUGACGACUUUGAUAAAGGUGGGUUCAUUACUUCGUCGAGAGAGUUCGUAGAUGUCUUCGAACAACAACUCAAAGAGGAAGUUGAAAAACUGCGUAAAGAUGAGAUCGCUUCGAUCAUCACGCGUGCGAAGAAGGGCAUCACAUUGAAGAUCAAGGACGCAACCAUCAGUCUUCUUUCGAACCCUGAGAUUGACGUGUGGGAUAAAGUGAUGAAAGGCUUCCAUCAAACAAUUCGAGAUGUUCUUGAAAAGUACGAGAUGAGUGAAGGCAACUAUGACUUUCAAGUUGGCUUAUCUGAAGGGAAAAACCAAGAUAUAUAUCAGCAAAUUUGUCAUUGUGCAUGGCAUUUGUUGAACGUGACGGUGCAUGAUUAUUUAAAGGAAGAUACUGUGGUGGGAAUUUUGAGAGAUAGAUUCGAAUCGAAAUUCAGGUACGAUGACAAUGACUCUCCAAGGCUUUGGAAGAACGAAGAGGAGAUUGAUCAAGCCUUCAGGAUUGCCAAGGAACAUGCUCUCGAAGUAUUAGGCGUGCUAUCGCUUGCAUCUACUUCGGACAACGUGGAAGUAGUCGCCAAUUUUGACGCUGCCGACGAUGUAGAAGACGAAUUUUAUCAGGAUGAUAUGGGAAUUUACCACUCUAGAAGAUUUGCGCAUAUACUCAAUGAGGUUCAAAAGGAGAAGGUCUUGCAGCAAUUCCGCAGACAAAUUAAUGUGACAGUCCUAGACAGCAAGAGAUCAAUCAUUAAGACAACUAAUUCUAUUCCAAUAUGGAUCUACAUCAUCAUUGUUGUCCUUGGUUGGAAUGAAUUUAUGAUAGUAAUCCGCAAUCCCUUAUUCGUUACGCUGACUUUGAUCCUUGGUGCUGGUUUCUACUUUGUGAAUAGACUUGGCCUAUGGGGGCCAGUGUUAAACGUUGCCCAAUCCGCAGUUGGUGAAACGAGAAGCACAAUUAAGGAAAAACUCAGAAAUUUAGUUCUUGACGAGCAUGAAAGGAAGCCCAUUGCGGUCCCUGAGUCAUUUGAAAUGAAGGAUAUGUCAGAUGAGCACUAA
Messenger RNA from Torulaspora delbrueckii, 2334 nucleotides. RefSeq names its product dynamin-like GTPase SEY1 (gene SEY1). The record is from RefSeq and is a predicted model, not a curated record. Lineage: Eukaryota; Fungi; Ascomycota; Saccharomycetes; Saccharomycetales; Saccharomycetaceae. Bases 1 to 2334 code for a protein of 777 amino acids. The transcript has a single exon. Gene Ontology annotation, cellular component: endoplasmic reticulum. Gene Ontology annotation, molecular function: GTPase activity; GTP binding. Gene Ontology annotation, biological process: endoplasmic reticulum membrane fusion.